CCUGCCUGCUUGCUUGCUCGCCUGGUGGCUCCCCGCCCACCGCUGCUCUCUGCUGCCUGCCUGCCUGCCUGCCUGCCUGGCUGUUGGACGGACUGGGGCAGAUCCGAGCCGACCAGUUCCGUGUUCUCUCCUCUCCCAGUACACCGAGCAGACUAAGCAGAGGGACCCUGUGGUGUCAUGGUGGACAUUCCUGCCCAGCCGCGGCACCCAUAACUCCGGGGACAGUGAGAAAGUGUGGUCGGAGCUGAGGUUAACUUCAUCGGACAGGCCUCUGCCACAGUAGGAAAGAAGACACCAACAGCACCAAAAUGAUGUCUGGACUGACUGAUCUGAGGGUGACUGAGCAGACAUCUUUGGCCUCCGUGUCAUUAGCUGACCUCUGAUCCUGUCCUCAUGGUUUUAAAAUGGCUCUGUGGCUGUGGCAGGGAGGGGACUGGGAUGUCUCACUCUCCAUGAGUUCUUGGAAUUUUACAAACAUGUUUUUCUGAAACACGACAGCACAGACUGGAGGAUCUGAAGCUCGUGUUUCUUUUUCUUCAAUGGGACUAACAGGGUUCUUUGAGCUUGGAAUAACAUCUGACUGGGAGAUGCUCCUGCUGAAAAAGUCACCACAGAAUUGAACUUGCAUCAAAAAUGGAGAAGGAUUUUACACAGUUGAAUGUCUAAUCUCAUAAUUAAUGGACACACACAGUCUGUCCUGGACUUAAUCAGCCAAAGUUGAUAGUGUCAACUCUUUACACCCACUUCAGCCUCUACUCAAACUCUAAGAGAAGAUUUCAGCCUGCAUCUGUUCUCUCAUCUGUUGCUCAUCGUCUUUGAUGGAAGCUAGAGGGUGACUUCAGCCUCAAACUUUAACGCUGACUCUGGGUCAGUAUCUUGCUGCAUCAUUAAAAAAAAAGUAACCCUAAACAUGGCUGCUACAGGAAGGAGGCACCUGGUGAAAGACUUUAACCAUUUCAUCACCUGCUACCUGUGUAGAGGAUACCUGAUUAAACCGACCACGGUCACUGAGUGCCUGCACACCUUCUGCAAGAGCUGCAUCGUGCAGCACUUUGAGGACAGUAAUGACUGUCCUAAAUGUGGCAUUCAGGUCCAUGAGACCAACCCACUGGAGAUGCUCAGGUUGGACAACACCCUGGAGGAGAUCAUUUUCAAGCUGGUGCCCGGUCUCAGAGAGAAGGAGGAACAGCAGGAACUGGAGUUCUGGAGGAAGAAUCAGCCCAAAGAAAACGGCCAAGCAGAAAACUUGAUGUGUCAAAGACUCAGCCUGCCGGAUGUGGGGGGUGACGAUGGCGAUAGAGAUGCUGGUGGUGAUGAUGCCGAUGGUGGGGAUGAAGACUACCACAGGAGUGAUCCUCAGAUAGCAAUCUGUCUGGACUGCCUUCGUAACACAGGACAGACUGGGGAGAGCACUGUCUCGGAUUUAAUGAAGAGGUUCAUCCGCUGCUCCAGCAGAGUAACUGUGGGAACAAUCAAGAAGUUUCUCAGUCUUAAACUAAAGCUGCCCAGCUCUUAUGAGCUGGACGUGCUGUGUAAUGGAGAGAUCAUGGGCAGAGAUCACACUCUGGAGUUCAUCUACAUGACCCGAUGGAGGCUACACGGAGAGAAUACGUAUCCCAUGGUUCUUGAGUACCGGCCACGGAUCGACUUUGGCUGAACCACAGAUGCAAGAGGAGAACCGCAGUCACUCACAUAAAAACACUCACUUCACUCACACUCUGCAGACAUCCAUGCCAAGUGCAGAAACAGUUGCUUGUAGACAAACACAAAAAACAUAAACAAACAAACACACCAUCCUUUCAUCCAUCCAUCCAUGUGCCCAUAACGUGCAGAGAAAGAGAUUUAAAUGUAUUUUUGUACAGCCAAUGAUGAAGUGCUUAUGUUGUUAUGGUAAAGAGGUUUUAUGCUACAUAGAAUAAUAUAUGCUAUAAUAUAUAUGAUAUUUUUAAAUGUAUGUCCCUGUGCCUAAAAACCUGUUCAGAUCAGAAAUGAAGUAUGAUCAUAUCUUUACUUUGCCUGUCUAACUCUGUAGAUUAAAUGUUGAUUUUCUACUGUUAAA
Cheilinus undulatus (humphead wrasse) is the source of this 2059-nucleotide messenger RNA. RefSeq names its product polycomb group RING finger protein 5-B-like. Gene Ontology annotation, biological process: regulation of transcription by RNA polymerase II. The coding region runs from base 911 to 1657 and encodes 248 amino acids. The transcript is spliced from 9 exons. The record is from RefSeq and is a predicted model, not a curated record. NCBI's taxonomy places the organism in Eukaryota, Metazoa, Chordata, Actinopteri, Labriformes, Labridae. Gene Ontology annotation, cellular component: PRC1 complex.